GCCCUCCCACUCGCGCACCUCCCGUGUUUCUUCUACACUUCGCGUUGUUGACAAUCGACGGCGCGCUUAAGAGAGUUUUUGUUUUCCUGUUUGACUGCUGCCGUGGUCCGGCAGAGCUAUGAAGAUUCGUUUACGUCGCGCCUAGGUUCCAGAGGGAUCUUCUAAACAUGGCCAAAAACAGGAUGGUUACGAAACACUGCCCCAAAUGUGAACAACAGGUGCCCGUGGCGUGCAAGAGCUGCCCGUGCGGUCACGAGUUCUUCGCGAGCCGCAAGUCGCGCGGCGUCUCCGAACAAAACAGCCAGCGUCCCCGGCGGCGCACCGAGCGGGUGCGCAAAGAGCGCCAGAGCUACCUGACCGCGCUGGUGCUCGAGCAGCGUGCCGCCGCGGCCCGGGCCAAGCGCGCGAGACGCAACGGCAACAGGCGCGGACGGCCGCCCGCCAACCGCAGCUCGUCGCACGACUCUGGAGACGAGGGCCGCAAGCUGAACCGGCCGCGGUGCGGGCCCGCCAAGCCGGCCAAGCCCGUCGAACCUGAAAUGCCAGACGAGGAGGAAGAGGACGUGUUCGCCGGCUGCACCCAGGAACGCCUCGAGCUGUACGCCACCAUCUUGGCCGACAUCAAUCGCAAACUCAGCUCGCAGCUCUUCCAUCAGCAGCUAUUAUGAUGGCCGUGAACUACGGGACUUUCGCUGCAUACAGCUUUUUUUUACUGGUUUUCUUUUUUUAUCUCAUACCGUCGUGUCGUUUUCGUGCCGUUUUAGUCGUCCCGUAACUUCGGAUAGCGUAGGUACACGGAGACGGAAUACGAACAAGGUACACAUGUCUUGCGCCUUUUGUUCGUUGUCCUCCGUCCGACCUGCGCCAUUUGAAGUCGUGCACCCUGGUGGCGUCAGUGCACGCGUGCAGUGCGGACCUUUGAUUGGGUGCCGUGUUUCGGCGGGGAGUGACACAGGCAGCGGUGCGCUGCAAGGUACCGCGCGCGUUAUAAAUACGCGUAUGAUUUGUAUCGCGUAUAGGGUUACGCCCUUCACGGUUUCCGCAAACCCUACACUUCGGAGCCAACCGCUGUACCGUGGAACGCGGCCACAAAAAGUUUUGCCACGAGGCUUUGAUUAGUGUUGGUGACCUUGUAAUCAAACACCGCCGUAAAGAUCCGAAGCGCCCAGGUUUGGUUUAGCAUACAUUUAUUUUUAAUUUUUAUUAUUAUUAUUUUUUCGCAUUUCGUCGAUGGUGUGUGUGAGCGGCGCUCCACCGAUGUCGCCAGUUCGGUUUCGCCACCAAUGGAUGACAGGGAUAAAAUGGCGCUAGAGGGAUUCGUAAAAUUACACGGGUUCCAGAUCGGCGCCGCCAUAUUGUUUCAGUCUGCAGAGGCUCUUGUAAGACAUAGCGCGUUCAGUUCUUCUGUUCAGUAUAGCGUUGGCGAGUGUAUAGACCAUAAUAUGAGAAAUUCUUUAGGCGACAGAAGGGGCCUGCGUUAACUACAUAUUGUUCUCGCUUUUCUAAACUGAGAAUCCUCAAACGUCCCGCAGCGCCGAGAGAAAUGCUAGGUGCCUGUCGCCACCGUUCACAGAGGGAUUCUCUCGAGGCUAUAUGUUCGUGAGUACCGUCGCUGCAAGUUCAGACUUGAUUUGGCGAGCAUGUUUUACUGGCAGUUGAGCCACGGCUACGCGAUUCAGCGGUAUGCGGUGGCGUGCCCCUGUUGGCAACUACGUGCGUGUUCUGCGGAUUGAUCGUUUGUGAACGCUGCAGUGAUCGCCUUGUCGACACGCUGUACGUGUGAGCUUUGGAAUCUGUAACCGGACGCACGGCGUGUCGAUCGGGACAUGGUGCUGGAACUGUGAAAAUCGCGGCCUCUUUGACGUUUUAUGUCGCAAAGCGGCGCCUUUACGCUCUGCGUGUGUUACGAGAAAACGCCUCUUCGUCACGCAGGUUACUGCGUGUUCUGUUUUGUUAUCUCACCCUGGUACCAUUACAGGGCUAUGUAAAUCGUUGCAGCCAAUAUUCUGUGAGUACUUUCAUUAAUCGUCAACUACUUGCUGUAUAACUUCAAGUGGCGUUGUUGUUUUUUAUUUUUCUUUUUGUUUUUUGUCAAGCGUGCAGCGCAGUUCGGCAGACAUUAUACCGCUUUUUUUUUUCAUCUUUCGCACCUAAUUAACUAGGCACUAGUCAUGAUUAUCGGCAUUUUCUUAUCAGUUCUGUACUUAAUAUUUGAGAACAUUCCAGCAUAAAGGAAUAAACGGGCUCA
Molecule: messenger RNA, 2248 nt
Organism: Rhipicephalus sanguineus (brown dog tick)
Lineage: Eukaryota; Metazoa; Arthropoda; Arachnida; Ixodida; Ixodidae
Product: UPF0547 protein C16orf87 homolog
Exons: 3
Coding region: 168-668 (166 amino acids)
Source: RefSeq, a predicted model, not a curated record